AUGAGUUCUCCCACGACCACCUUUGGCGACCUAAUACCCUCUCCUCCCGGCCACCCAGUUGAUCAAAGCCCCCACCGAGUCCUCCAUCCUGGCUCCUCUCACAAUCCGCCACAACGACCCGCGCAGGCUCCUCGUCUUCCUUCUCCGAGACUGUUUCGUGACUUUUUCAGUGUUAUGUCAGAUGACUCUACCCCUCGAAGACAGGCAACACUACCUCGAGCAGCCAUCCAAGCCAAUUACCAAGCCACGGUACAAGACGUGAAUCGAGCACUGGAGAGUGCGAAUUGGGCGUUGCAAGUGGCACAGAACGCAUUUUAUCAAGCACGACGGCCAGGCCCGGGUGAAGCCGAGGGAUUUGCAGGCGACUUCACAGAGGGCAGUUCGCAGAGCAAUUCACCAGAAGCACAUUACAUUUCUCGGACGACACAUCCUCACGAUAUAAGUUCAGCCCAAAGACCAAGCAGGCUCAACACACUUGAUCAACCAGUCUACGGCCACAACCCUUCGAAUGUGCCAGACGCAAACGAAGACCAACCUAUCCUUGCACUCUUCCCCGUUCACAUGCCUCCGCUUCCUCGCCUGCCUCAUCUGCAAGCCGACCAUAACCGUUUACAAGCGAUCGUCGAUCAAGAAGCCAUCAAUCGCCAGCGAGAAAAUCACUCGCACUGGGAGAGAACGCAAGCCAGAACCAGAGAACGUGCCCAAAGGCAGCCGCAACAAUCCCGGUCCGAGAUGUCUCCUCCUUCUUCCUCAUCUUCCUCCGCAAGGAGAAUCAGACAACCCGAUCCGUCGGCCUCCACAGACCCGACAAUCGAGUCGGUAGACCUUACAGAAAUCGACGACAGCGCUACACUCUCAGCGACCCUGGCAAAACAGCGCGAGGAUGCGAUCCUGUCGCAAAAUCCAGGAACGGAGGCAGGUCGGACACCUCUGACAGCAUACAAAUGUCCUGUGUGCAUGGACACGCCCACGGAUCCUACGGCGACCAUCUGCGGUCAUGUUUUCUGCCACCGCUGCAUCAUAGAUACUUUGAAUUGGUCGAUUCAGCAGAGACGAGAAGACGUCCCGCCCAGCCGGAAAGUCAAGGGUGUGUGCCCGGUAUGUCGCAAGCCGCUAGAUAUCAAGGAUGCCCCGGGUCAGACGAGGACGCUGGUGCCACUUGAGUUGAAGUUGAUGGUCAAGAAGAGAAAGAGGGACGACAAGGGAAAACAGAAGUUGGUCAAGGCAGAAACCAUCAGCGAUGAUGAAGAAGAAGAAGAUGAAGACAAGACAGCGGAGAAGGAGAACCGAAGAUCGGGGAAGAAACGACGUGCGCCCAGCUCAGACGAGGAUGAGGCACUAAUGUGGGCAGAGUUUAUGGAGGCAGAUUGA
This is a messenger RNA of Exophiala spinifera, 1371 nucleotides long. RefSeq lists its product as uncharacterized. The record is from RefSeq and is a predicted model, not a curated record. The transcript has a single exon. Bases 1 to 1371 code for a protein of 456 amino acids. Lineage: Eukaryota; Fungi; Ascomycota; Eurotiomycetes; Chaetothyriales; Herpotrichiellaceae.